ACCUAUAAAGUAUAAACCCCAAACGAGAAGUGCUAGUGGGUAGUGGCCCAAAAUACCUCGGAAUAAAACCCCGAACAAAAAAAAUCAAUAACCCCUCUCUCUCUCUGUUCCGAUCAUCUCCAUUUCCAAUUUUGCUUAACCAUCUUUGGUUUUUGGUAUCCAAUUUUUUGCAAUGGAGGAACAAGAUUUGCUGAAUCGAAACACCGACUGCGUCCAUUUCAUGGCUUCUCCUCCCGCCUGCGACAAGGGACUUGAAUGUGAGUUUCGACACAGCAAGAUGGCGAGGCUCAACCCAAAAGUAUGCUGGUAUUGGUUGGCUGGGGACUGUUUUAAUCCAACUUGUGCUUUUAGGCAUCCUCCAUUGGAGGGGCAUGAAGCAGCACCAUCAGAGACCACCCCAUCUUCUAUUUCUGCAAACAAGAGCAACAUUCCUUGUUACUUUUACUUGAAUGGGAUGUGCAAUAAAGGUGAUAGGUGCUCUUUCUUGCAUGACGCUGAUGGUAGUGCAUCAACUGGGAAAUGUUCAAACACAGCUUCUGCAUGUACUGAAGCACUUCCUUCAGAAAACAAGGCAUCCACAGUAAAUGAAACAGUAUCAGCACCAACAGUUGCACACCACAACCCUUUGGAAACUGCGGCAAAGGCAACAGUUGGUACAAGAUUCCAGCCUAAGCAGGAUCUUGAUUAUCAGGAACAACUACGGAAAAGUGCUUCUCCUCAUGUUUCUGAAUAUGGGGAUGAAGAGGCUGAUGAAAUUAGAUCAAACUCCUUGCUCCUUCCAGCAGAAGGCUCUAUUCAUAGCAAAUCUCCCUUAUUCACUGAUCAGAGUUCAGAGGAGGGAUCAGAUGACCUUAUUGUGCAAGAGGAAUGGUGGGAAUCCUCUCCAGGCUUUGAUGUUCUUGUUGAUGGUAAAUCAGAGGAGGAUAGCCCCGAGUACUUUCCCACACUUGACGGAGAGCACUGGGAACUAAAUAAGGAGUGGCAUGAUUAUGACAAUCCAGAUGAGUAUGAUCCCCAGCAUCCUGGUGCUGAACUUUUGCAUGAAAACCAAAUUUAUGACUCCUAUGAUUGUCUAGAUACCAGGUACCUUUUUGGUAAUGAGAGAAGUAUUCAUGGCUAUGCAGAGGAUAGAAUGUUGGAUUCCAUAUUGUCCCGCAAGAGGAAGCUUAUGCCACUGGAAGUGGCAGUCGAUGACCAGGAUGGUUUGGAUCUCCGAAACCACCUGAGAAGACGCAGAGUGAUUGAUGAUUAUUCAAGUUCUGGAUUAUCGAGAAUGCAUGAAUCACUUCAGUUGAUCGGUAGAAGCCAAGAAUGGCCUCAAAGGCACGAUACAGGUUGGCAGAGAAGAUUGGCAUCAGAAGUGGAAAACAGAACUUUCGAAUCACGCAGGGAGAAUGAAUCAUUUAACAAUGCUGGAAUUGAACGUCGUCCACAUAGGCAUACACAGCAUUACAUAUCUCGGAAACAUCAGGAAAGAAGGCUGGCUAAGCCAGAGGUUCCUUCAUCUGGGUUCUCAAGGAGACCUAUACCAAGGGACAAGAGAUCAUCUAUAGAGGACUCAACUGUCUUUACAGGACCCAAGUCACUUGCUCAGAUCAAAGAAGAGAAGAUGAAAGCAGAGGAAAAUGGACGUGGUAUUAGGAAAUCAAGAUGUGUGCAGAGAACUCGAGAUGACUUCCAGGGCCCUAAACCUUUCACUGAAAUUCUAAAAGAGAAAAGGAAGCUAGCUGACAGGAGCGGUUCUGGCAGCAACUGAAGAAAGAUACUUGCAGGACAGGCGCUUAGUCAGUGAAGACUAUGUUUUUCGUGACCAUUACUAGGUGGAAUUAGAUUUAUAGAAAUACUUACUAGAUGAAGAUUGUGCGGGUGUGUGUGCCUUGUGCAGCAGAAGCUUACCUGCAUUUUUCAGAGACCUUUUUCUUCAAGGGAGAAGACUAUAAUAUGCACUUCAAAGUUAGCUUCCCGAAUUCCAGGGUGCAAGAAACUUGUUUGGGAGUACAGAUGUUGAGCCUACUUUUGCCCCCAGACAUCUUAGUUACCAUUCAAAAGCCGUUCCAUGACAGACUCUAGCUCCCUACAGAGACUUGAAGCCACUGAAAAGAAGCUCAUUUUGAUUUUUGCACAGGGAGAGCCAUCUUUUACUGGGGUCGUUUCUGCUCAUAUUUCCUCAUUUGGUUUAUUUUCUCCUCUUUCCUUCUUCGCCUAUAUCUGGGAGUAACAUUGACUAGUUCUGGUCAUCUGAUGCAUGAUAUUCUCGUUUAACUUGUGUGUGAUUUGUCCUACUUCUAGUCUUCUACUAUAAUGGUUCACCAAAUGAGAACAUCAAGAAGAAUCAACAUUGAUAAUGUCUUCCAAGUUAGUGUUUUUAAUCACACAGCACAGCUAAUUGACAGGGGAAUCAGUCCUAACACAUUCCCUCUUUUGACCAAGUCAAACCCACAUUCUUUUAGAAGUUUUAGGACAAGAAGAUUGACCAAGAGGCAAGAUGGUCGAGAAGGGCAGAGAGAAAAAGACUCAUUUUCAUGUGGUAAUAGAUUAUUGUGGGUUUUAUAUAAACGUUACCCAAGCCCGCCUAAUAGUCCACACGGCCUCUACAAAGUAAUGACCAACGGAUGAUAUGACAACAUUUAUAUAUUUUAUAAAAGAGUUUGUCAAUUAAUCGGCAUUCA
This is a messenger RNA of Rosa rugosa (rugosa rose), 2669 nucleotides long. RefSeq names its product zinc finger CCCH domain-containing protein 34-like. Lineage: Eukaryota; Viridiplantae; Streptophyta; Magnoliopsida; Rosales; Rosaceae. The transcript is spliced from 3 exons. Gene Ontology annotation, molecular function: metal ion binding. The record is from RefSeq and is a predicted model, not a curated record. The coding region runs from base 173 to 1756 and encodes 527 amino acids.